AUGGCGUUCCGCAGAACCAUCGCACGGAGCAUAUGGGCAGCCAAGAACGCGGCCACCUGCGCCGCCGCCGUGCCCAAGCCCAAGCCCCCGCCUCCCAUUCUCCCGGCGCGCCGGACGCUGCCGGUGGUGGAGGACUGCCCGACGCUCGCAUUCCUGCGCCCGCGCCCGGCCACCGCCCGCUACUCCACCGUCUCCGUCCCGCUCCCGCACCACUGCUUCCCCGCCUUCCCCGUCGGCGACCAGCUGUUCAACCGCCUCGUCGACGGGCUCACGCCGCCGCCUGCCGCCGUGCCGUGGAGGCCCGGGGAGACGGGCGUGACGCUGCACGAGGCGAGGAAGGUGGCGAGGGCGGCGGAGAUGGAGGCGGCGCGCGCCACGCUGAGGGCCAACCCCGAGAGCGUCGUGUCCAGGUCAGAGUACGCCGCGCUCUGCAUCGACAUUGCGGGCGGCGAGGAGGGCGGGCGCAAGCUCGCCGUGGCGCUCGACGAGUCCGGCGUCGUCAUCGUCCUCGCCGACGCCGUCUUCCUCCGCCCCGACCAGGUUGCGAAGGCGAUCGGGAGCAUGCUGCCGUCGCCGGCGCGAGCAGCAGCCGCGGGCGACGACGUCGAGGCGCGCAAGCUGGAGCUGCGGGCGCUGGAGCGGCAGAAGGCGGCCAUCGACGCCAAGGCGGCGGCGCAGGUGCGGCGGGAGCUGUGGUGCGGGCUGGGCCUGCUGGCGGCACAGACGCUGGGGUUCAUGCGGCUCACCUUCUGGGAGCUGUCGUGGGACGUGAUGGAGCCCGUGUGCUUCUACGUCACGUCCAUCUACUUCAUGUCCGGCUACACCUUCUUCAUGAGGACGGCCACGGAGCCGUCCUUCGAGGGCUUCUACCGGAGCCGCUUCGCGACGAGGCAGCGCCGCCUCAUGCGCGCCCGCCAGUUCGACGUCGCCCGGUACAACGCUCUGAAGCAAGCGGAGCUGCGCGGCGUGUCCGGUUCUGUGGCACAAAGCGAUCAUGGCGAGUGCGAUGCCGACGUGUUUAGGCACGCCACGCACGUACAUCAGUAG
Triticum turgidum subsp. durum (durum wheat) is the source of this 1047-nucleotide messenger RNA. Lineage: Eukaryota; Viridiplantae; Streptophyta; Magnoliopsida; Poales; Poaceae. The record is from the annotation of a GenBank genome assembly.